Babesia ovata is the source of this 657-nucleotide messenger RNA. Its product is annotated as peptide chain release factor 2. Lineage: Eukaryota; Apicomplexa; Aconoidasida; Piroplasmida; Babesiidae. Bases 1 to 657 code for a protein of 218 amino acids. Gene Ontology annotation, biological process: translational termination. Gene Ontology annotation, molecular function: translation release factor activity. The transcript is spliced from 4 exons. The record is from RefSeq and is a predicted model, not a curated record.
AUGUACAAACGAUUCAUACAUCACUACUCUCCUCCAGACAGCUGGGAUCGAGACCGUUACGGUGAUCUGCCAAAAUCACUGACAUACGUCGAAUGCGACGCGGUCCCCGGGGACAAGGUUGGAUAUCGCAUGCUAGAGUUCGAGGUGCAAGGCGCUUACGCAUACAAACUUUUCAAAGGAGAAAAAGGCACCCAUCGCCUCGUACGCAACUCCCCUUACAACGCCAUGCGUAAGCGGCAGACCACGUUCAGCAGCGUACAAGUUGUCCCCAUGCUGUCGGACUCCGACCAGGAUGUGCAGCGCUACCACAGCUCACGCCAGGUUACCGAUCGCGACGUUACUAUAGAAACAAUGCGGAGCGGCGGUAAAGGCGGCCAAAAUGUGAACAAGGUGGAGACAGCUGUACGGGUGACCCACAAGAAGACAGGGCUCUCCAUUAGGGUGCAGACUGAGAGAUCGCAGGCACAGAAUCGAGAAAUAGCUAUGAAGCGGCUAAGCGAAAUGGUGGACGCACAUUAUAAGGACCAACUGCGCGAGAAGUGCGAGGAGCUCCGAGGCGAAGAAGUGGAAGCAGACUGGGGCAAACACAUGCGCAGCUACAUUCUGAAUCCAGAACAGCGUUUCAAGGACCAUCGCACCGACUGGGAGACGGGAUGA